AUGGUCCACGCCGACGAGACCAAGGAGAAGAUGGCCGACGAGCACACGCCCCUCAUCGCCACCGUGAGGACUGCGCCGCCUCGCCAGCGGUAUGGGCACCACGUCCUCCGCCGGUUCUGCACCGUCGCGCUGUCGUGCAGCCUGCUCGCUCUCUUUGCCACUUUCCUGUUUGUGUUUGGGCUUGGGGUUCCUCUGGGCCGGGGCCGCCAUGGUCGUGAGCCUGACCGUGAUUCGUCCUGGUGGCCGUGGCCUGGCAAUCAUGAGCGCAAGCUGAGCUACGGGGCGCUGAAAGAGGUGCUGCUCGAGACGCCGAGCAGCGAGAAGGCGGCCGAGUGGCAGCGCUAUUAUACUGCUGGGGCUCAUCUGGCAGGGCAGAAUUACUCUCAGGCACUCUGGACAAAGGAGAGAUGGGAAGAAUGGGGCAUCUCAUCCACCAUCGUGGACUACGACAUCUACCUCAACCGUCCCGUCGACCACCGCCUGGCCAUACUGGCCAAAUCGGAGGACCAAGCUAUGUCGACAUCAAACUGGACGGUCUCUUUCGAGGCAUCCUUGACCGAAGACAUCCUCGAAGACGACCCAACCACGGGCUUCGACACCCGGAUUCCGACCUUCCACGGCUACUCGGCCAGCGGCAACGUGACCGGUCGCUUUGUGUACGCCAACUACGGGACAUACCAGGACUACGAGGACCUCCUGCGGGCUGGGAUCGACCUCGAGGGUAAAGUCGUCCUCGCCCGGUACGGCGGCAUCUUCCGUGGUCUGAAGGUAAAGCGUGCACAGGAGCUCGGCGCCGUGGGCGUGGUCCUCUUUACGGACCCUGGCGAUGAUGGCGAGGUCACGGAGGAGAAGGGAGUCGAGAAGUAUCCCAACGGGCCUGCUCGCCAGCCCAGCAGUGUGCAACGGGGAAGCACGCAAUUUUUGAGCUUUGCCCCUGGUGAUCCAACAACUCCUGGCUACCCGUCCAAACCUGGUGUCCCUCGUGGCCCUACAGAACCAUACAUUCCCAGCAUUCCUUCUAUUCCCAUCUCUUAUGAGGAUGCCUUGCCCAUUCUGAAGGCCCUCAACGGCCACGGCCCAACCGCCAAGGACUUCAACAAGUACUGGACUGCCGACUUGGGUCUCGAGUACAAGGGCGUUCAGUACAACAUUGGCCCUUCGCCCGAGCAUGUUGUCCUCCACCUUUAUAAUGAGCAGGAAUAUAUCAUCACCCCCAACUGGGAUGUGAUUGGCAUCAUCAAUGGUUCUAUUGCGGAUGAGGUCGUCAUCGUCGGCAACCAUCGCGAUGCCUGGAUCGUUGGAGGCGGAGGCGAUCCCAACAGCGGCUCAGCCGUCCUCAAUGAGGUCAUCCGCAGCUUCGGAGAGGCCCUACAGAAGGGGUGGAAGCCCCUCCGCACCAUCGUGUUCGCCUCGUGGGACGGCGAAGAGUACGGCCUGCUAGGCUCGACGGAAUGGGUCGAGGAAUACCUGCCCUGGCUCUCGCACGCCAACGUGGCCUACCUGAACCUCGACGUCAGCGUGCGCGGCCAAAAGUUCCACGCGUCGGCGGCUCCCCUGCUCGACAACCUCCUCUUGGACAUCACGGCGCAGGUGCAGUCGCCCAACCAGACGGUGCCGGGCCAGACCGUGUACGACACGUGGGACAAGAAGAUCUCUACGAUGGGUAGCGGGAGCGACUUUACUGCGUUCCAGGACUUUGCCGGCAUUCCUUCUCUCGACAUGGGAUUUACUGCGGGCCCCGAGGAUCCUGUUUAUCACUACCACUCCAACUACGACAGCUUUCACUGGAUGGAGACGUACGGCGACCCGGGCUUCAUCUACCACCGCACCAUGGCGCAGAUCCUGGGCCUGAUGACGGCCAAGCUUGCAGACGAGCCCCUCCUCUCGUUCGAGGCCGCCAGGUACGCAGCAGCUCUUGAUACCUAUAUUGCCAAGGUGGAGGCCAAGCUCGAGGCCGCCGAAGCCGCCACCACCGCCCUGUCUCCCUCGUCAUCCUCCUCGGAGCCGACAGACAAGGCCGAGAUGGUGACCCUCCGCGGCACCGUCCUCGGCACAACAGUGGUGGGCGACGCGACAGCAUUCCGCCGCAGCCUGACGCGUCUGCACGAGGCUGUGGCGUCCCUGCUCGGCGAGGCCACCAAGCUCGACGCCAAGAGGGCCGAGCUGCAGCGCGAGGUGGAAGAGGAGAUCCCCUGGUGGCGGUGGCCCAGCAAGAUGAGGCUCGCCUAUGAGGUGCGCAAGGUGAACACCAAGUACAAGUACCUGGAGAGGGACUUUUUGUACCCCGAGGGGUUGGAUGGGCGGCCGUGGUUCAAGCAUGUUGUUUUUGCGCCGGGGCUGUGGACGGGUUAUUCUGGAGCUGUCUUCCCUGGGCUGGUGGAGAGUAUUGAUGCAAAGGACUAUGCCAAUGCAGAGCGGUGGACGGGGAUUAUUGAGGAGUGUAUCCAGACGGCUACGGCCAACAUUAAAGUUGGGCACCAUGGUUGA
Molecule: messenger RNA, 2487 nt
Organism: Cryphonectria parasitica EP155
Lineage: Eukaryota; Fungi; Ascomycota; Sordariomycetes; Diaporthales; Cryphonectriaceae
Product: Zn-dependent exopeptidase
Exons: 5
Coding region: 1-2487 (828 amino acids)
Molecular function (GO): carboxypeptidase activity
Source: RefSeq, a predicted model, not a curated record